This is a messenger RNA of Phyllopteryx taeniolatus (common seadragon), 462 nucleotides long. RefSeq names its product shadow of prion protein 2 (gene sprn2). The record is from RefSeq and is a predicted model, not a curated record. Bases 1 to 462 code for a protein of 153 amino acids. NCBI's taxonomy places the organism in Eukaryota, Metazoa, Chordata, Actinopteri, Syngnathiformes, Syngnathidae. The transcript has a single exon.
AUGUCCAUGCUACAACAAGGCCCCCUGACAGUGGCCAUGUGUGUGCUGCUCUUAGCCACACUGACCCCCACCUCGGAGGCCCGACGCGGCGGAGGCUUCAGGGGGGGUUGGGGCGGCAGCAGGCCAGCCUACAGGCCGGCCCCUCCCAGAAGCAACGGACCCAGUGCGGGUAAAGUAGCCGGCGCUGCGGCGGCGGGAGCCAUCGGAGGAGCCAUGCUGGGGUCCGCUCUGAGCCGCCCCGGGUACGGCUACGGCGGAGGGUACGGGGGAUACGGAGGGUACGGGGGCUACGGGGGAGGCUACGGCUACCCGCGGUACGGCGGUGGCUACGGACCCAGGCCUGCGUAUGAGCCGGAGGGCUCCGGAGAUAUGGAGUACUACACCGGCGCGUCCAGCGGCCCCAUCUACAACAGCAUCAUCGUUGUGAUCGGCUCCCUGCUCUCUCUGCUGCUCAUCAUGUGA